ACCCCCAUGAUCUCGGCGCAAAUGGAGUUUGGAAAGGGUCGAUACGAAUCCAUUCUCUUUCUCUUUUUAUUCCCCCUCAAGAUACGAGUCCAUUCUGAACCAAGAAAUGUGUGACGAAUCGCCAAUCGAUUCAUAGCUAGCUAGGAGUUCGCACAAAAACGUGCGAGCGUUUAAUUUCUUGGUGCGGAGGACAGGAUGAGCAUGGGAGCCAGCGCCGCCGUCGGCGUCGCCGAGAACGGCCCAGCCCCCGGACCCGGAGAGCGCAAGCAUCCGCCGUCUGCGGCGCUGCCCAACGCCGCCGUGGCCGCCGUGUGCGUCUCGUCGCUGCUGUUCAGGGCGCGCUGGCGCUGCAGGUGCUGCGGCGGCGGCGCGCCGCGGCCGACGAGGAGCCGGCGGCGUACCUCUCCGCCGUCGUCGUGUGGAGGCUGGCGGCGCUCGUCUGCGCGUACCUCUUCUCCUGGACCGUCGCGCUCUCGCCGGCGCCGAGGGCCGCGCUCGCGGACUCGCUCGUGCGCGCCUCGUACCUGCGGCUCCUCGCCGCCGCCGCCGCCGAGCACGCCGGCCCCGCCGCGGGCGCGGCGACGAUGUUCCUCGCCGCGGCCUACUCCGCGGCGGCGACGGGGCGCGCCCUCGCCCAGCGCCGUCUGGCUGGCGCCAGGGCCGCGCCGUCCGCGGCGUCCACCCUGCGCGCGGGCCUCGUGCUCGCGGGGGUCUUCAUCGCUACCGCGCUCACCGCGCUCCUGUCGCUGGUCGCUCGUGACGUGGCCGACGCCGGAGGCCCCGCGCCGACGGAGGUCUCGCCGGAGGCGCUCGCGCUGGGCCGGAUCAUGGUCAUCGCCGGGCCGGUCGUCCUGGUCGCGGCGGCGGCGGUGCUGCACCGCCUGCCCGGAUGCCCUGUCCGCGACACGGGCGCGGCCACCAUGCCUGCUUUCUUCUGCUGGCUCGGGGCCCACGGAUUCGUCCUCGUCUCGUUCGGCGAGGCCGCCAUGGUGGUCGUCAUCUGGGUCGGCGGCAUGGCCAUGGCCGGGCUCUUGGGAUACUGCCUCGCCGUGCACACGCGCUACGAGCAGCAGCUCUUCGCCAUCCGAAGGUACAGGACGCCUCCGGCUUCGGAGGCGACAUCGCGACCAGGAGCACGCUGACCCAGCUCACAUCUAGGCGCCCACCGGCCCGGGGUAUCCAACGAGGCUUCAUCAUGUGUUCCGUGACCCGCUGAUGUGAUAUUUUGCCACUUGCAAGUUUAUGGACCAACGGUGUAUUUUAUUCUUCACGAAACCCUAUUGGUAUCGGAGAUUUGCCCCAUCAAAGUAGAAGGCCUUAUCGGUGGUCGAUUGCGAUCUAGCAGCCUAUGCUGGCAAGUUACAAUUUUUUUUUUAAAAAUUAUUUACCUUCUCAGCUAUCGUCUCUCUCAACUAUUUGUUGGAAUCUGAUCUCCCUCUCCCUCAUUUGUAAUACUAGAAUCGAAAUUUCCUCCAACCACAAAAAAUAGUUGUUUUUAUCUCGAAAA
This is a messenger RNA of Panicum virgatum (switchgrass), 1507 nucleotides long. RefSeq lists its product as uncharacterized. The coding region runs from base 585 to 1142 and encodes 185 amino acids. The transcript has 2 exons. NCBI's taxonomy places the organism in Eukaryota, Viridiplantae, Streptophyta, Magnoliopsida, Poales, Poaceae. The record is from RefSeq and is a predicted model, not a curated record.